GCGCUGCCGCCCCGGCCGCCCCAUCGCCCCUCCCUCCGCCGCCUGCCCCGGGCGCGGCAGUCGGGUCGGCACGGCGCGGCCUGCACCAUGGAGGCGCCCCCCGUCACCAUGAUGCCCAUCACGGGCGGCACCAUCAACAUGAUGGAGUACCUGCUCCAAGGGAGCAUCCUGGACCAGAGCCUGGAGAGCCUGCUGCACCGCCUGCGCGGCCUGUGCGACAACAUGGAGCCGGAGACCUUUCUGGACCACGAGAUGGUGUUCCUGCUGAAGGGGCAGCAGGCCAGCCCCUUCGUGCUGCGGGCGAGGCGGGCCAUGGACAAAAGCGGGAUGCCCUGGCACCUGCGCUACCUGGGCCAGCCAGAAAUAGGUGACAAGAAUCGCCACGCGCUGGUGCGCAACUGUGUAGACAUUGCUACUUCGGACAACCUGACAGACUUCCUGGUGGAGAUGGGCUUCCGCAUGGACCAUGAGUUCAUGGCCAAAGGGCACGUGUUCCGCAAGGGCAUCAUGAAGAUCAUGGUGUACAAGAUCUUCCGCAUCCUAAUGCCAGGGAACACGGAGAGCAUUGAGCCACUCUCCCUCUCCUACCUGGUGGAGCUAAACGUGGUAGCGCCAGCAGGACAGGACAUUGUUUCUGAUGACAUGAGGAACUUUGCUGAGCAACUGAAGCCUCUCGUGCACCUGGAAAAAAUUGACCCCAAAAGGCUUAUGUGAUUAAAAAGCUGGGAAGGCAUUGGUUUUAUUAAGUGUUCCUAAAGAGGGAACACUCUAGGAAAAAAAAACUAACUAAUUUUUCUAGAAAGCCUCCUGAGGGCAAAUUAAAGUAGGAAGAAGGGGAUAAAGGACUGUGUAUCAGUUUUA
Molecule: messenger RNA, 861 nt
Organism: Falco peregrinus (peregrine falcon)
Lineage: Eukaryota; Metazoa; Chordata; Aves; Falconiformes; Falconidae
Gene: MED18
Product: mediator complex subunit 18
Exons: 2
Coding region: 88-714 (208 amino acids)
Biological process (GO): regulation of transcription by RNA polymerase II; termination of RNA polymerase II transcription
Cellular component (GO): core mediator complex; mediator complex
Molecular function (GO): transcription coregulator activity
Source: RefSeq, a predicted model, not a curated record